Molecule: messenger RNA, 7107 nt
Organism: Cyphellophora attinorum
Lineage: Eukaryota; Fungi; Ascomycota; Eurotiomycetes; Chaetothyriales; Cyphellophoraceae
Exons: 3
Coding region: 1-7107 (2368 amino acids)
Cellular component (GO): cytoskeleton
Source: RefSeq, a predicted model, not a curated record
AUGACUUCCGAAGAGCGCGUCGAGCCUGCACAUUCGUCUUCGCGUGAUCCUCAGCCUACCUCCAGAGGUCGCGAUCAAGGUCCGACGGCUCUGCGGGACAGAGACGACAGCCUCUCCUCCGGCGACUGGGUCAGCCCCUUUACCCUACCACCGUUGCCGGCUCUCCGACGCGGACGCGACCAUAUAGACCUGCUGAGGUCGCCCGACCAGAGUCGUCAAAGAGGCGGAAGUGGUACAUACUACGCUGCUGCUUGGGGGUCUCCCUACGCGUCUCCCAGUCCAGACUCUGCAGCACGUGUUCGCGCCAGGCGCAGUAGUAUCGAUUCAGAACUUCAGUCGCCUCCGAGAUUCGGCGACCAACCGCAUGCUCGUGGCUCUUCACUUGCGCGACAUUCACUCAGUCACUUGAUUUCCUCCCCAGAACCUCGCCCUCGGCCAACGAGACUCAAGUCUGAGCACGCCAACUGGCUAAGCGACUCGGACGACAGCGACCGCGACACGACUCAGCUUGAACAUCGCACUCCCAGACGGAACGAAGAUCUAGCAGCGUUGGAGCUUUCAGCUGGACACGAUCGUUCUUCUCCUGGCAGCCAUCUGACUCACGAACCACAAGCAUCUACUGACACUGUGACGCCCGAAACAUUCAGCGUGAGUCGACCUCGCCAAACGUCAAGAGCUGUCGCACAAUCGAGAAUGGCGGAGCUAGAAGAGCCGACGUCAGGUCACAAGCCAGAUGUCGAGGUCGUCAAACCCCUGCCGAGUCUGCCCGAGAAUGAAGUGCCGGAGAACGCAGUAGUCACGCCAACGGAAGGGCCAGUAUCUCCCUCUCGGCCUCGCAUGCAUCAAUCGCUCAGCUCUUUCCACAAGCAACGGCGGAAAGUCGUAUGGAAGGGCAAGAACUGCAUCAUAUCGCUGCCGAUCACAGACCGAGAGUCAGCAGGUCUACCGCCGGUUCUCUCGCCCACUGCGGUCCGCGAAAAGCUUGCAGAUCUGCUGUCACAGGGCUACAGCACGAAGGGUUUCGAAUUGACAGAUGUCGAUGGCGUAACUGCCACUUUCACCAAUGGUCAAAGCGCCGCGCCGUUUCCUGACCCUGCAGAAAUCUCAGCAGAACGCCAGAUGCGAUCGUUCAAAGUUUACAUUCCAGAUCAAUCGGAAUGGCAGAAAUGGGUAGACUACUUACAAGAGGAGAAACUACGAGCAUUGGGUGUAACGCUAAGUGAUUCUGAGCCACCUCAGUCCGGACCAUCACCACUAUCGGCCUCGCUCAGUCGUGCGUCUUCAAGAUUCCCAGGCGCGGUCUCACCUCCCGUGGGCACGUCAUCGGCAGCCAGCAACACUGGCAGAGUGGCUAGUAAUCCGUUCUCCCCACCUUUCAGCAUCUCGUCAGGAAGAGGCUCAACAUUGGGAUCUGGCGCGUCAUCUCAAGCCAAUGGCUUUCCUGGCUCGAUGCAUGCACACAAAGGCUCGCUUGCCUUUCAUCCAGGACAGAACCGCGUUGUGUCUCCGAACGAGUUCGUUCCGGGACAGACAAGUCCAUUCCUUCCUGGUCUGAAUGCCCACUUACGGCGCCCGACGAGCUUCUCUCCAAUCAACGCGCAUGGCAUACAGAGCCUCGAUCAGGUUUUAUCACCUGUGGGUGGGCCUUCAGACGGCCGUCCGCAACCAAUUCAGUCACAGGAAUCUUACUUUCCUGCCGCGCCGGCAGCUGAAUCACCUCAUGGUCUGACGUCUAAUCUGAGCCCUCCAGCAGUAUCUCAUGCUUCGGGCAGUGCACCACGAACGCCAGUCUUUGCUCAUACACCAAGGCCAGCGCCUGAGAUUCAGCACCCGACACCCCGAAGUCAUCGUCACAAUCUUAGUGCUGCUCUGCAGAGGGAGAUCGACGAAGCAGAGGCUGCUUUAGCAAAGCAAGACCAAGAAGGCGAAGCGGGCAGAGACUCGCUGGCGGAAGCAAAGGAAGAAGCGAAGGGCGCCAAACACGAAGAGGACCACGAGGAUCUGCCAUACUCAAGCGACCUGAGACAAUGGGAGGAGCCGAUGAUCACUCUCGCCCGCGACGCCAACCCCUUCAACAACUGGCAAGCACUCAGUGAUGCUGCUCGUGGAGACAAGGCCCACGCGGAGAACGACCACACAUCAAAACCAUCACAGCCCAAAUUCAAUGUGGAAGCCAAACCGUUCGACCCUUCUGCGGGCUUUAAUAGCUCGAACUUCGAUUUCGGUGGUACAAAUGCUUUCAAGCCUUUCACAGCGUCAUUCAAAACGCCCACAUCCACUUUUAAGCCUGGAGCUGCCCGUACAGUGAAGCCGUCUGUUUCAGCACUCAAUGUCGAAGCCCCCGCUUUUGUACCUGGAGGGGCUUCCAAGGCGGCAGAUCCGCUUACGAAGGCGACCGGCAUGCAGCAAUCACCGUUUGCAUUCUCAUCGGCCACCUUUGAUGUCGAGUCACCGAUUUCGAACCAUACAAAGUCGCCGCUAUCUUCGGUCGCUAAGCCAUCUCCAUUGGCUUUCUCGUCUGCUUCAUUCAAUGUUGAUGCUCCCGUCUUCAACCCGAGCAGCGGUCUAGCCAAGGGUCUUGCAACUGGAUCGACGUCGACAGUCGAGAAACCCAUUGAGACCAGUAUAUUUGGCAAGGUCAAUAUCGCGCCUGGGACGCAAGCAGUCCGACGCGCCAAGGCUUUGCCGAUUGUUCGGCCUCGAUCGAAAGACGGUCCACAAGGCUCCAUUUCCUCGGUCUCCGGCGAAAGUGCUUCAGCGGGCGGAGCGGAGAGUGAAAGUGAUGCCUCUGACGGAAGAGCACCAAUUCCAACAGAUCGAGCCAAGAGAGCACGCACAUUCGGUAGCGACGGUGACCGCAGUCCUGUCUUUGCGGACUCUGCGCCUUUCACGGGCAACUCUCGUAUCCUCUCGGAGAUCAUCAGCGAGAGGCAACCUUCCCCUGAGAAGCCGAAGGAAAAGCCUGUCGAUGGCUACUCAUACAUUCCGGCUGAAUCGAGGAGCGGAUCUGCAGCCAGCUCGCCUGCUUCAUCGCACCGAAGAGUUAUCCUUGGCAGAGCUUCGCCGUUCCAGUUCAAAGAUGAGCGCGAUGCCAUCAACUUCAGCGAAGCCCAGCCACGGUCCGAGCUCUUCCAAGGCUCAGAUGUCGAAGCUGGGCCCUCGAACAUGGACCUGUCUUCACCUGCUCGUGAUACAUCUCCAGCUCCGCAGCAUAAGUCGAGGUCAUCUUUGUCGGCACUUGCACAACCAUUCGUCUACAAGUCGCCGAAACCGGCGGAUACUCCAGGAUCAUCUAUAACACCUGAGAAAGCUGUCGAGUCACCUGUGUCAGGUUCGAAACCAUCCAAAGGCAAGGGCCUAAUGGCUUCCCGCUUCGCCAAAUCGCCGUCACCGGAACUACCAAGCUCACCACCUCCCGCGAGCAAUGAUUUCGCACCGUCGCCGGCAAUGCCAGAUCAGCCGCUUCCGUCCUCAGUGAAUGAGAGCAUCUCCAGAGACAUCAAGUUGUCCCAAAAUGUGGAUGACACAGCUACAUCUGAGAUCGACGAGCGUUCUAGAGACUAUUCUGCAAAGCAUUCGGCCACAGACUCGCAGCCAAUACAAUCAGAACGCAAUGUGUCGGAUAGCAGCCCUGUUGUUGCACUCCAACACGAUCGGCUAGCGUCGCUAGCUAGCUCGAGAUAUGCACCACAGAACACUCACGAUCUAUCAAUUUCGAGCUCCAGAUACGGGCCUCAGUAUGACAGUGCGUCAUUGGCAAGCCCGGCCUACGUUCCUGGUCGGAAGGAGUUGCCAAAAGUCGAGUUUUCGGACGAUGAAGACGAUCUUAUGCCAUCUUUUGAGGAGAUCGAUGCCGUGAUGAAGCAGUUUGAAAGCAAUCCAGAACUCGGUAUUGAGCGAAACGACUCUCCUGUGGAAUCAACACCGCUGGUCGACAUGCGACUGGGCAACAACUUCCGCAGCGAUGCACCUAGCCCAAGUCCUCGCAGAAUCGAACGUCCGAUUGAGCCGACUCAAGCUGCUAACGCUGCUUCAUUCGGCCUUGGUCUGGGCAUUCACAAGCUCAACAGUGGCAAAGAGGAAGUCAGUGACUGGAACGAUGUGCUUUCAUCCGUUGAAGAGGAUAAGCUGCAGUCUCGUGCACAAUACUUUGACGGCCAUGUCAAUGACCUGGUUGAUGGUAUCCUAGAGAACCGCUUGGGACCGGUGGAAAGGACUCUGCAGACCAUUCAGCAUUCACUCUCGCUUCUUGCCACUCGGCCUACGAGUAAGCGUAAGAGCACGUCGAGCGAUAUUAAAGAGUCAGAUGCUGAUGAUGAGGACGACUACAACGCCUACGAAGGCUUCUCGACGUAUCGGUCGCGGUCACCUGACACGAAGCGAAAUCGCCAGGCUAGCAGGGUACGUGCUGCUGUCGCGGAGGGACUUGCACAAUUUCGGGAAAGCAUGCUUCAGCCUGUCGCUCCGACAAUUGAUCUCUCCAGCAUUCGCGAAGAGCUCGCAGAAAUGAGAGAGCUUACUCAGGAACGAGCUGACAAUGAUCAUGCACAACUUCAGGAAGAGCUCGCCGAACUACGGACCAUGCUCGCAAAGUCCGCCAACAACGUCCAGCAGAAAGAUCUCAAGCGUACGCUUGAGGAUGUUAUCGGCUCGCAUCCUCGUUUGAGAGGUUCUCGCACGGAACAAGACCACGGUUCGAAGAGAGAAAAUUUCAAACUACAACUCGAUGGUCUCGAGGCUAUGCUGAAGGUCGAGCAAGAGCGCGCCGAGCACGAAGCGAGACUGCGGAAGCAGCAAGAGGAUGAGCUCCACGAGGUCAGGCAGAAACUUCAGAAAGCUGAAGAUGAGGUCAUCGUUCAUCGCGAGUCGAGCGAGAUGGCUGAACAGAACUUGCAGGCCUUCGUUCAAGAGAAAGAAGCCUACAAGGCCUCGGAGCGCGAAGUGGAGCGACUGAACCUGAUGAUUGAUGAACAGGAAGAGAACCUCAACGAAUAUCGCCGUUACAAGCAAGAGCGUGAAGCCGAUAUCGAGAGAUUGCGCAAUGAAAGCAACGAUCUUUCUGACAGCUUGCACGAUGCACGAACCAAAGUCAAAGAUCUCUCGUAUGAUCUAGAGGAUGAGAGGAGCAGAGUCCGCGAUCUGACCGCUGAUCUCGAUGAAGAAUCCGCCAAAUCCAAGGAGCUCACCCGGACUCUCUGGAAUCUGAAAGACCAGCUUGAGGAAAGAAAUAGGACGUCACAAGCACUUCAUUCCAAAACAGAGCAGCUUCGCAACGAGAUUGCUUCUACCGUCCGAGACUUGGCGACCGAGCAAGCUGCCUGGCGCCAGCGCGAGCAUGAGUUGCUCACCAAGAUUACCAUGAUUGAGGGCGCACUCGAUUCUGCGUCGCGGUCACAGCAGAAAGCCGAGGUCGACCAUGACUACGUUUCAAAGCAGCUGAAGGAUGCGCUUGCUUACAAGGAUCGGUUCGAACAUCUUCAACAAGAUAUGUUCAAAUUCCAGGAAGACCUGUCCGCCACUCGAGCUGCAAGCACUCAGCACGAAGACCGUGCAUAUCGUAUCGAACGAGAAUUGCAUCAUGUCAAGGAGUCUAAAGAGGCUGACAUUGCAACUGCUACUGCACGACUCCAAGCUGAAGCCGACGGCGCUCGAUCUCAGCUCGAGGGCCACAAGUCUGACUCUGAAGCACGGAUCAGUCGUCUCCAGGCUCGUCUCGAUACCGCGGAGAUCGACCUCGAAGACCACAAAGCUAAGUAUGAUGCUGCGCUCGCCGAUGCUGAAGAAGUUCGGAAGCUUGCACUCCAGGAGCAAGCUGAGAAGCACCAGGCUGCACUCGAAGAGCAAAGUGCAGGUCACGACAGGCAUCUUGGUGACCUCAGAGAACGCCAUACGCGGGCUAUGCACAACUCAUCGGAUGACAGACACCGCAUGGAGCAUCACUACAAUGAGAAACUGGCCCUCAGCGAAGACAAGAUCCAACAUCUCGAAGGCAAGAUUACUGAUCUCGAAGAGCGCUUGUCAAUCUCCAAGUCGGCAGCUCAAGCAGCUGUCAGCGCCGCAAUGGCAAGAGGUGCGAAUCUGCCAACGCCGGCUAAUUCCGUCGUCGCAUCGCCUCCUCAGCGCGCGACGAGCGCCUCGCUGUCCUUGAUGAAGGGCACUGAUCUGCCUGAGAAGAUCUCUGUGCAAAGCCUGCGUGAGACGAUCAUCACCUUGCAGGAACAGCUACACGAAAGUGACCAGGAGAAGGAACGCCUGCAGGCCGAGCUAGGCAAGGUCGACAAAGAGGCACCCGACAAGAUCAAGGCAUACGAGACUGAGGCAUUGUGGCUUCGAGAACUACUUGGCGUGCGCAUCGAUGAGAUGGAAGAGAUCGUUCAAUCUCUCAGCAAGCCAGAGUUCGAUCGUGAAGCCGUUCGAGAUGCUGCGAUCCGUUUGAAGACGCAUAUUCAGAUGGAGCAGCAGAUUCGAGAGCGUGCAGCUCGCAAUGCAGGUCCUGGUGCGGCGGCGAGCUUGCCGUCGCUUUCUGACAUCAUGGGAUAUGCUCAGUCUCCUAGAAGCGUUCUACCAAUGGUUGGACAAGCAGCAUGGGGCAAUCUGCGAAAGGCCCGAGAUGUCUCAAUCAACGCGUUCGGACAACUAGCUGGCGACUACACUGCAACGCCAUCAAAGGCUGGCCGUGCAGUCAGUCCGGCGGCAAGCUAUUCAUCUGGGCCCAUGACGCCACCGAACACUGUCCAAACUUCACGGCGACUAUCUUCCAACAGUGAUCGCCCACCGCCAGCGAUGCGACCUCUUGCGGCUGCUGCAGCAGCCCGUCGAAUGGGCACGCCUUCUGCGAAGCCUUCAGGUACCGCUAUCGAAGCACGUCCUCUGCGCGCAUUUAGUUCGCAGCCGCGUGCUUUGCGCGUCAAGCCGGAGUCUCUCGAAGGGAAAGAUCCUUUGGCUGAUCUCAGUGAGAACACGAGCCCGCAGACACCCACUCUGAGCAAAGGGAGAGAGGAUCUUGAUCUCGGUGCAGACGUUGACGACGACGCAAGUCCGCUUGAUGCCAAAGGCGAUCUAUUACCACCGUUUGACGACAUUGCUCCAAAGCCGAUGGAGACUUGA